Molecule: messenger RNA, 2552 nt
Organism: Pomacea canaliculata
Lineage: Eukaryota; Metazoa; Mollusca; Gastropoda; Architaenioglossa; Ampullariidae
Product: GPI mannosyltransferase 4-like
Exons: 3
Coding region: 515-2224 (569 amino acids)
Biological process (GO): GPI anchor biosynthetic process
Cellular component (GO): endoplasmic reticulum membrane
Molecular function (GO): alpha-1,2-mannosyltransferase activity
Source: RefSeq, a predicted model, not a curated record
GGCUGAGCCAAUGGCAAUAGUUAUCGGUUGUAGAUGCCGCAACGCCUAGAAGUAAUAUCAACAUUGUUGACGUCUGUCAUAUUAUAUUCUCCUUAGCUAAAAAGGAAAGUUUAAUAUUUGACUUAAAGAAAAGUAGCAACAGUUCAUCAGAGAACAUAAUUAUUACCAUGAUGCUACGAAACUAAACAUUCACUGUUCAGCAGGUGCGAAUGCUGUUGUCAAAGACGAGCAAACCUUUCCCAUAGCAGUUCUGCAUUUUUUCCCUCAGUUGAUAUCAAACAUUACAUUGUUGAUUAAGCUAUAUUCUCAUUAUUUCAUCCAUUAAAUGUUCUGGGUCAGUAGCUUGAAUGAAUAUUCAGAAGUGACAAAAAUAUCGAUAAAAUUGAGACAUGGCAGGUUUAUUUAAACCAUUGACUGUCACCGAGGAAGAGAAAAAUAGAAUAGAAACAUGAUGCACAGCUGAGAUCUGUGCACAUUCCUGUAAAUAUUCCUCUCACUGAAAUAAGAGUUUAGCAUGGCUAUGAAGACAAAGGUGCUUUUACUGGUGAUGGCAGCAUCUCUUCUCUACCCUCAACCUGGUUACAUCCACCCUGAUGAGUUUUUUCAGUCUGCUGAGAUAGUUGCAGGGAGUAUUCUGAAUGUGACUCACUACAGAACCUGGGAGUUUAAUCCUGAAAAACCCAUAAGGGACAUCACUCUGCCAUAUUUGCUGCUGAUGCCUGCAUUUGGAGUUUUGCAUCAAUUAAUGCCGAUGCUAGAUGAACUUGGUGUGGUAAAGUCAUCACUGCUUGUUACACUUCCUCGGAUUCUUUUCGCCUGUGCCAAUGUGAUAAACUUCAUUCUUGUCAAGAAACUGUGUCUAGAAAUCAACUAUGACCACAAAUUGGCUUUGUGGUUGUUCUCAACAUCGUAUGUUACAUGGGUUUAUCUGACGCGCUCAUUCUCUAACACAACAGAGACUUUUCUUGUUUCAUCAGUGUGUUUGAUUUUGGUUGGGAUGCAUCAGAAUUUAAAUAAAUGCCAAGAUUCCAACAAGGGACAGAAGGAAGCUUUAAAGAGUCAUACAAAACAUUGUGCCUGUCUAGGUGUUCUGAUAUGCCUAGGUAUUUUUAACAGACCAACAUUCCUAGUCUUUCUUCUUGUUCCACUCAUGUGGUUCACAUGCAACAGUUUAAAAACAUUCUGCAGAUUCCAUGUAGUCUGGAUUGGGCUGAUGUUUGCGUCAGGAGCAACAUUUCUAUUGACGUUCUUUGUUCUGUGCAUGGUGAACUCUGCUUACUACAACCCAGACUUCUUCCAUACAACUGCUGACCUAGCCACACAGUUGCUGUCCAGUCCAGUCAGUAGUCUCCCAGACAUCAUACUGUCAUUUCUUCAUAGUCUGAAAGUCCCUCCACACAACUUCAUCAUGUAUAAUGUAAAUUCAUCAAAUCUUGCACAGCAUGGUGUCCAUCCUAGAGCCACUCAUUUUCUUGUCAACUUACCUCUGCUUCUUGGUCCCUUAGCUUUUGACCUGUACUGGAAUUUCACACACUUGUUGAUCAGACGUGGAAAGGGGAGAGAAGGAUGGAUUAUAUUUGCUGUCAUUGUGCCAGUGGCUUGUUUGUCAUGUUUUACGCACCAAGAACCAAGAUUUCUCCUGCCAGUCCUACCCUUUGCAGUUGCGAGUGCAGCAGGAUCAAAGCUUGUUCAGAUGAAAUCUUGGCAGUGCAUCACCUUGCUGUUUAAUGUGUUGGCCUUUUUGUUCUUUGGAUUUCUUCAUCAGGCUGGCCUGAUUCCUGCCCUGUCAUCUCUUCAGCAGGAACUUACUUCAGAGUCAAAGACUUUAAAACACAUGCCAUCAGCCUAUCACCUUGUCUUUUACUGCACGUACAUGCCACCACGUUAUAUACUUUUGGCUAACAGCCAGACUAUAGACUUAACAGUCCAUGACUUGGGGGGGAGACCAGCAGAGGAGCUGGAGCUGAAAGUGAAACAGAUAAACACAUUUUGUGAAAAUAGCCUUCAGCACUGUGAUAUAAAACUAUUUUUCCCUGGGUCUGUAGAGAAAGACGUGAAACAUUUAGUUAACUGGCAAAACAUGAACAACUUUUGCCCUCACGUGUCCACAGAAAGAUUGCCAAAGGUUGGGGAGUAUCUAAAUGGAAACAUAUCAUUGGCUGAAUUUAUGUCACAAUUAUGUCUUAAGGUUUAUUCAUGGAGUUCCAGAGAGAAGGAAUCUUAGCAGACAAUUUAUAUACCUCUUUGUUUACCCCUUCCUUUGUUUUUGUAGUUUGCAGCUGCUAAUGUCGUGAUGAUUAUUAUUGUAUCACUGUCUCCCUCACCAACGGCCCGGCUCACGUUUUUCUAUUUUGGGACACAAGGACUCCUCAGGAGGUUUGUGUAUGUGUGAGAUGGAAUAUAGGCGUACAUGUGUGUUGAAUGUCGUGUAUGGGUAUGUCUGCACAUUAUGUUUGCAUGUAUGUAUGUACGUGAGUAGUGAUUGAGAGCCAAAGAAAAAAAUUGUCUUGUGCUAUGCCAUGUACAGACAAUAAAGUUUGAUUUGAUGCGAA